This is a messenger RNA of Lampris incognitus (smalleye Pacific opah), 1185 nucleotides long. RefSeq names its product proline rich 5 like (gene prr5l). Gene Ontology annotation, cellular component: TORC2 complex. The transcript is spliced from 9 exons. Gene Ontology annotation, biological process: TORC2 signaling. Lineage: Eukaryota; Metazoa; Chordata; Actinopteri; Lampriformes; Lampridae. The coding region runs from base 217 to 915 and encodes 232 amino acids. The record is from RefSeq and is a predicted model, not a curated record.
GCGGCUGGGGGAAAGUUGUCUUUUAGGAUGAGUUCAUUUAGAAAAUACAGUUGUUCUUCGGCUCGGGCGCUUCACUGUAAGAGUGAAUGAGGGAGCUUCCAGUUGCACUUGAGCUGCUUUUCCCCAUCGGUUUGGUCGCCCCAAGGACUACACUUUCUCUGGCAGAAGAAGGACAGCGGUCGGAAGUGACUUUGCAGAGGGCAGCCAGGCUGCAGAAUGGGAUCGUUCAGACGGCCCAGGCCUCGUUUUAUGAGCUCUCCGGUUCUGUCGGACCUGGCCCGGUUCCACGCCAGUUCCCCGGCUCUGCAGCUCUCCAACGCCAGCGUCUGGAACAGCGUCCAGUCAGCUGUGAUGAAGGUCUUCCAGGGGGGAGGACUGCAGGCUAAUGAACUCUACACGCUCAACGAGAGCAUCAGGUGGCUCCUCAAGACUGAACUGGGCUCUUUUAUCACUGACUAUUUCCAGAACCAACUGCUAACCAAAGGUCUGGACCAGGAGGUCUUGGAGAAGAUCCGCCUGCACCAGGGCGACAGCCAGAUCCUCAUCCUCUCGGACAUGUGGGCAACAUUUUUCACAGAGACCCUCCCCACACUGCAGGCUAUCUUCUACCCCGUCCAGGGUCAGGAGUUGACAGUGAGGCAGAUGGCCCUGCUGGCAUUCAGGGAUCUUGUCCUGUUGAAGCUCCACCUGGAGGAGAUCCUGGGCACUGCAACUAGCAUCCCCCCAGCCUUCACACAAAUGCUGCUGGUACUGCAGGGUGUCCAUGAGCCCAGUGGUCCCAGUAUGGAGUACUACCAGUUGGAGCGGUUGGUCGAAAUUGUAAUCUCUCCAUAUCUCAACAAUGUUCUUCACACCGGCAACCACCUGCUACUAGAUAAGUCCCAACAGGUCAACCCUAUGCCAGCAUUGGCCUAGCAAGGUUCAGGGCUGAUUUAAAACAGUAGAUGGCGUGUUGAGCCAUUUUCUACCCAGGAAAUGCUGAUUUUUAUAAAUUUGGUAAGAAAUGUCAAUGUCAAUAUUAACUUCAACAUUUAUUUGUUUCAUCGUUGUACAGUCAUAUCAUUCAGUUUACAGCUCAAAAAACACAUUGAAGUGUUCAGUACCUCUUUAACAUGCUCUUACAUGACUGUGCUUUUGACUGGCUGUCCUCCCUCUCUGUCCAGAGUCCCGCCAUCUGCGGUCACU